Molecule: messenger RNA, 4081 nt
Organism: Oryctolagus cuniculus (rabbit)
Lineage: Eukaryota; Metazoa; Chordata; Mammalia; Lagomorpha; Leporidae
Source: RefSeq, a predicted model, not a curated record
UGCUAGCUCAAUGGUGCACUUAAGGAGCCUUUAAAAAACUUUUAUUUUAUUUAAGAGGUGGAGGAAAGAGAGUGAGCACGAGAGAGUGAGAUGCCACCAGCUGGUUCACUCCCCAAUGCCCACAACUCCCAGGGCUGGACCAGGCUGAAGCUGGGAGCCCAGAACUGAAUCCAAGUCUCCCUCAUGGGUGGCAGGGAUCCAGCUACUUGAGUCGCCACUGCAGCCUCCAGGGUGUGCAUUAGCAGCAGGCUGGAACUGGAAGUGGAUCUAGGACUUGGACCCAGGCACUCCAAUAUGGGAUGAGUCGAGAAGUUAGACUGGACACUCCAUCAGUAAAGAAAGAAAAGGACAAAGUCUGAGUGAAAGUGAAUUUGCUCCAAAAAACCUGUGACAUCAUUGUCAGGGAACUAAAAGGCGCAUAAAAGACGCGGUGAGUGAGAGAGGAACCACUUGCUCUGUGGGAAGAAGGCGUGGCCAUGGCCGGCGCCUACGAUGCGAACGUUCGCAUUCCCAGCGACGCGGACUGAACAUCUUCCUGGGAUUCCAGACACUUUCGUGGACUGGAUGGCCACGAAGAAUGGACUCUGAGGACAGCGACAUGGAUUUAAGUCAAAUCGAGCAACCUCGGCUGACCAUUACCGAGAAGUUCACAGGGAAUUUCUGAAGGAAUGCAGAAAGUUAACGAAAUCCAACCUAAACAAUUUUACACAAUUUGAACCAUCUCCACGCUUUUAUCAGAACCGUAGGUAUGAAGAGCAAGGCUCUAUAGCAUGCCAUGUGCCUCAAAUUCUAAACAAAUUCAGAAUUUCCGUCUCAGAAUGUCGAGCCCAGGAUUCUAUUGGAUGGCCAUCAUCAAAAAUUCAAAUCUAGAAGGAGCCAAUCAGAUUCGAGAUCAGGCCUAUAUUCCUGCCUACCCUCUGGGAAAGAGCCAACCAGAAUUGGCAGUGGGCGUGGACUAACAUGGAAGAGUAUAUAAGGGCGGCUCUGCCUCUGGUGGAACGCGAGUGUCCUGUAGAGGAUCGCCCGACGGACGUGCCGUCUAAAUUCUCACCAGAUAGUUUCUCCGAGGACUCCGGUCCUGUGACCAGAACCAAAAUCAGUCAGAAAUAUAUGGCUGUGGUGAACUGGCACGUGGAAAACGGCACCACGUCAGGAAAACCAUGGAUGCAGGAGAACAGCAAGUCUUACCUCAGCUUCAGCUCGACCAAGAACGCCAGGAGCCAAAUCAGGUCGGCCCUGGACAACUUCACCAAGGUCAUGGGCCUGACCAUAAUGGUUCUGGACUGCCUGGUGGGGGUGCUGGCUCUGCCAGACACUGCCAACGGCCGGACCCACCAAAUCCUACAGAUGAGCGGCUGCCAUCGGGCCUGUGCCGGCAGCGUGUGGGCGGCAUGGUGUCCUUGCCAAUACGGCAGACGAAACACCACCUGGUUGUUUGGACCUGUGACCACGCGAAGGAGCAGUAUCGCGGAGGCUACUGCCCGUGCUGCUCCCUGCUAUGGUUGCGCCAAAUGGACAAAUGAGAUCUUUCCCUUCAGGGGCUGCGUCGAGCAGAUGACCAUCUGGUGGGAGGAGGAAAAGAGGACGGCCACGGUGGUGGACGCCGUCAAGGCCACUCCCAGGGGCGGCAAGGUCCGUGCAGACCAAAUAUGCAAAUCCUCCGCUCAGGUGGAACCGACUCCCGCCGUCGCCGUUGCCGUCAUCACUGGCAACGCCGACAUGGGCAUGGGCGCGGUGGCCGAUGGGAAGCCGACAAACUCCCAACACCAGCAACGGCUCCAGGACCAGAGGUCCACGUUUGAACGUACCCGACGUUUGACGCCUGGCUUUGGCGAACGUUUGCCUAAACGAGAAGCCAAAAGCUUUUUCCGUUGGGUUUCCGAUCCCAUGACUGACGUGACUCUUGAGUUCUUCGUCGGGAAGACCGAGUCAGAGGGAAGGCCCGCCCCUUCCGGUGAUGGAAAGAAUAGAAGGCCGGCGGAAAAGCCCGCUCUUGCGUUCGAGCCCCACGUUCCUUCUGCCUCUGGAAGACUUGGCGGAGGAUAAACUCCCUUAUGACUUUGAAGAGUGGCUUGGUCUUGAGUCGGGUACCCCAAAAUUCAAAGCCAAUCAACAGCAUCAAGACUCUGCUAUAGUCUUGAUGUUACCCGGAUGUAAAUAUGUAGGCCCUGUCAAUGGUCCAGACAAGGAAAAGCCUGUCAGUCAGGUAGAGACCACUGUUCUUGCUGCUCUCAGGGUACAACGAGAUAAUCCGUACCUCAAGUACAACCACAUGGACACCUAGUUCCAAGAGGUACUCAAAGACACCUCUUCUAGAGGUGAUCUCAGCAAGGCUGUUUCCCAGGCCAAAAAAGUGGAUAGUGGAAUCCUUCGGUCUGGUUGAGGAAAGCAACAUGGCCCUGGGUAAAAAGAGACCUCUGCCUGAAGAGAAGACUCUAGAACAGGCUCAUGGUUCUGGUCCUGAAAGUCUUAAAAUACUUUUCGAAAAAAGAAGUUAAACACUGUCAAUGCUAGAGCAGUAUCCUCCUCACACGUAGCCUCCUCAGAUGCACCUUAAAUUUGGGCUCUACUACAAUGUCUGCAGGAGGAGGUGUACCAAUGGGUGAUAAUAACCAAGGUACCAUGGUACUCAGAUGGGCACUGAGGUUCCAAAUGGAUGGGGAACACCAUGUCCACCCGAACCUGGGUCCUGUCCAGCUACAACAAUUACCUCUACCAACAAAUCUCCAGUAUCAGAACAGCCAGAAAUGUCAGUGCCCACUUCAGGUGCAGCACCUCCUGGGAAUACUUGAACAGGUUCCACUGCCACUGCAGCCUCCGAGACUGGCAAAGACUCAUCAACAACCACUGGGGAGUCUGUCCCAAGACUCUCAAAGUCAGAGUCUUUAAUAUACAAGUCAAAGAAGUCAUGACUUGCCAACAACCUCACGCCCAUGGUCCACGUCUUUGCUGAUUCUGAGUAUCAGGUCCCCUACCUUCUGGGCAGUGCAACAGGGGGCUGCCUGCCGGUGUUCCUCCAGAGGCCUUUACACUCUUGCAGUGACGAUGACAACACCGACAGUCCUAUAGAUAGAAGCACCCUUUACUCCCUGGUGUACUUUCCUGGCAAGAUGCUGAAGCCCAGCAACAACUCUGAAUUUGCCUUCCAAUUUGAAGAAGUGGCCCUCUAUUCAAGAUUUGUACCCAGUGAGCUUUUCAACAAACUGGCUAAUCUGCAGGUUGAUCAAUACUUGUGGAAGCUGUCAAUUCAGGAACACCCAUCUUCAAAGUUUCCAAUUGGCAAAACAUACCAAAACAGCCUGAGCAGAGCUGUAUAUAAAACACAGGCUCAGAACACUGCCUAAGAACAAAUUUCAACCAAACUGUCAGCAGCAACAAUCGAUUCUUCUGAAUAACUAUAAUUAUACCUCAAAACCAGGACCAGAUAUAAUAGUCACCCAUCAAGACGGAACUAAUUUUGUUCCUAGGACAUCACCAUGAUUUUUCAAUGAUGAUAAGAUUGUACUAAGGGACACACCCUUACUCUUGUUUCUGAGUUACUUAUUACUUGAUGAGAGUGUAACAACAGCCACCAGCCCUCAGGUUUACAACAAUGCUGACAGAGUGACCACCAACAACCAAAGUGUAUCAACAGCUCUUAGAACAGGUCUCUUUAAUCACUGAGGAACCAUACCCGGUCCUGCCUGGAUGUCAUGAGACAUCUAUCAUCAGGGACCUAUUUGAACCAAAAUUCCGAUACCAAAGAACAUUUCCAUCCCAGUCCUCAUUUGGGUGAAUUUGGACUCAAAAAAACCACCACGCAUGUUGCUUAUUAAGAACUGUUCCUGGAAAUGUGACUGCUUUCACAGAUAGGCAAUCUUCUCAUCACCCAGUAUGCAACCAUUUCAGUGCCAAUGGAGAUGACCUAGAGACUCAGGGAAGAAAUUUCUAAGAGGUAGAAUCCAGAGAUGCAGGACACUAACAACUACAAGAGCCCAACCUACGUGGAUUUUGUCCCCUCAGAUCAGGGAGUGUACAGAAGUACCCGAACUACCUAACCAAGCCUUGUAAUUAUGUUUUCAAUAAACCGUUGUAUUCGUUU